Molecule: messenger RNA, 4866 nt
Organism: Fibroporia radiculosa
Lineage: Eukaryota; Fungi; Basidiomycota; Agaricomycetes; Polyporales; Fibroporiaceae
Exons: 4
Coding region: 1-4866 (1621 amino acids)
Molecular function (GO): guanyl-nucleotide exchange factor activity
Source: RefSeq, a predicted model, not a curated record
AUGGAAGUCAUUCAGCCUAUGCCCUCUUGCACGCCCCCGUCACCAACAAAGGCGUCGGCCACCUCCUGCACCGUUUCUUACGUCAAGUGCGCCGCGGAGAGCACAUCAUCCUCUCAGUCACGCUCCGCUCUCCUUGCGCGCCGUUCCAGUAAGCCCAACAUAUUUACCUCCAUCAUGACCCUGUCGUCUCCGUCCUCAACAUCAGGAUCGCCGUCGUCACCCUCGUCGUCUGCGCUGAGCCUCCUCUACACCUCGCGCCCACCGCCGUAUACCCCCGGUGAGACGCCCACAAAAUCACUCACCGGUCCGCAUGCCAGCCCCAGCGUUAGCACAUCGACUGCCACCGCGACGGGAACUUUGAGAACACCUCGGAAGGGUUCCGGUCCUGGGCCAGAGCUUCCAUUCGUGCCUCUAACACCUAUCAUGGCAUCUCCGCGUCUGACGCCAGACAUUAGCGCGACAGCCACUGUUCGGGGCGCGGAGACGAGCUGGCAAGGCAUCGCGGAAAGCGAGACACAUCCCGGUGGAGACGCAGUGGCAACAGAGUUUAGCGACGCAGGGGACUAUUUGACUCGGGGAGGACAGACGGCAGCGUCGUCGUUGACCGCCCUUUCUUUGGACGACGGUGUUCAGCCAACUGUGUCAGGGACACCGACGUGGACGGCCACACCGCCGACGCCCCCGUCCAGGCAGGCGUCGCCUGCACCGUCUCCAGUGCUGAGCAGGAGCGCGAGCAGGUGCAGGAGCUCGCGUGCUGCAACCGUGGCUGCCCUCCCUUUGUCUCGGAGCUCAAGUUCCCCCUCGCCAUCUCUGCCGUCGUCCCCAUCUCCCGCACCCAGCUCUGCGGCGGUGUCCGCGCCGAUAGUACGUGGACGACACCAUUAUCUGCGCUCGGCAGACGUGUUCGCGGACGUCGCAGCUCCGCGUCGCCAGAUGUCUCUGCCUCCGAACCUCUCGAGGCCACUGCUUGCGACACCCUCACACGCGCGUGCUGGAACCGCAUCUUCGUCGCCCGUGCGUCCGCCAAGUGGGCUACGCGAGCGUACGUUGCGCCCAUUGAGCGCGUCGAUGGUCAUAAGUCGGGGUUCGGUGUCAAAGAAAGGGAGCGUGAGGAAGCUGUUUACCCUCGAGGGUGACACGGAGGGCAGCGAGGGGGAGGAAGAUCGGGAAGGGGGGCCGAGGAGGGAGAGAAAGCGGCGGUUUCGCAGCAAAGAGAGUGGCAAGAGCGAGGAGAGCAGUCCGCAUCUAGAUAUGCUUGGGAUGAAGUCGAGUGGGGACUUGGAGCAAAAGACAGAGAGUGUGCGGGAAGAGGCGCGAAAAGUGGAGUCGGCCACGGAGAUAGAAUUGGACAAACUGAGAGCGGGGACGAGGAAGUAUCAUGCGCUAAUGGAACUCCUUGCGACUGAGGUGGGAUACCUCAUGGAUCUGCGUGCCCUCGUGUUUGUUUAUCUGGAACAACUUCCGACACUCACUACCAACUUCCCUCCUUCAUCUUUCACGCCAACCCUCUCCCUUCCAUCGCUCGGACUUGCACGCAAUUUCCCAUCAUCACGUUCGUCCUUCCUGCACCCCUCCCCUUCUCCAUCGUCAACGUCGUCAACGUCACAUAUUGGGCUUGGUGAUUCGGGGCAUAGCCCUCCUCAAGAGAAGGGAAAAAUUAAGGAGCAGAGCGGAGAGAAGGGUAAAGAGCGGAUUAAGGAAAAGGUCAAAGAGGGCUGCAUAGGGGGAUCAUUUUGGACGAAAGACAAGAGCAGAGAUGCAGACGUAGAAAAGGGCGCUGGAAACGGUGAUGGAGAGAUUCUGGGGUCGACCGCGCCAGGUGGGCAAGGGCAUGACCCACAACAACAGCCGCAGCGCAAGGCGAGCAAAGAUGAGUUGCCGACUCCACCUUCUCUACCGAGUUCCCCGACGAAGAGCAAGUAUACUCGCCGUCCAAUACUUGUGGAAAAGGAUAUCCAUACCGUGUGCAGAAAUGCGGAUGAGCUCCUUCGGGUCCAUGACAUCUUUGUGCGGGAACUCAGGGGAGCGGUGAGCUCUCUCGGGCUUGGGAAGGCUUUCAUGCUCGGUGAGGAUGGGACGCUGAGCAGGGUGCCGAAUAUCGAGCUCGUCGAGCCUGUAGUGCUGGAUAGGAUUGACGAGGCCGUUGCGGCUGUUGCAGAGAUAUUUAUCAACCAGGCACCUUCGUUCAGCGUAUACGAGACGUUUUGUCCGGGACACAACGAGGCGACGGACCUGAUACGCCAUGUGCAAGAGACGCAUCCCGCCGAGUGGGAUACAUACGAACAGCAAUGUUCGUUGCUCGUAGCUCAGGCUAUCGACUCCGAUGGGGUUGCAUCGUCUGAAUCCUGUUCAGUUGGACAUUCAACUGAGGACACCAUCCCUCUCCCUUCGUCGGCCACGACCACUACUGCUCCGAGCCUUCCAUUGACUGAGUCUGUUCGCACAAAACGUAGGCAUUCUACUUCGUCCCUCGCCAUGCUUUCGUCCGCGACCUACCUGGACCGUAAGCCUCGAAGACCACAGCUGCCGGACCUAGUGCGCUCGGAUCCUAUCGACCAGGAGCGCAAACUUGAAACUUCGGGCUCGAGUUCUGGUCAUGGCUGUAGGUCAUCGCAGUCACAGGCGACGCGUCUGAAGCUCCUGGACUAUUUGAUCAAGCCUGUGCAACGAAUAUGCAAGUAUCCGCUGCUACUCGAUCAACUCAAGAACAAGCGAGCACGAACGCAGAGCGCUGGGGCUGUAACGUUGCGGCAGUCAUUGCAAGCAGGCGUAGGCAUGGGCGAAUCCAGAGCAGAGAUUGGCCAGGACGCGGUAGAGAGGGCAAGCGAGGCGAUGCGGCUUGUUGUGAGUCUCGUGAACCGCGCGAGCGAAGUCCAGGCGCAUAUUGUCCGAUCCGCACUUAUCGCGUCGCGGAUCGCGUUCACUCAUUCUCCGUCGUCAUCGGCGAGCAGUCAUGGGCAUGGACAUAGCUCAUCGCCUUCUAGUAGGGCCCAGUCACUGACGCCCGAAUUUGUUGCGUCCCUCGGUCCAUGCCAUCUGACGGGCGCACUUGACGUCGUACACCAUCCCUCGGCGUUACAUCCUCCCGGGAGUGGGGCUCUGCGGGCCAAGUACUUUGGUGCCUUCCUGUAUGUGGGAGGAUACCUUGUCCUGGUCAAGAUCCCCAGGAAUGGGAAGACUUAUGAACCGCGAUAUUGGUUCUCCUUACUCGGCUUUGACAUGCUGGAUCUGGAUGAUGACGAUUCGCCGUUGCCAUUUUCUUUCCAUUUAUUCGGUCACGGCCACCAUGUACAGCUCGCUGCAGCUUGUCAUGCUGAGAAGCUUAUCUGGAUGUCGGCUAUCCAGGAUGCUCUUGCGGUCUCUCCUCGGUGGACUAACGAGCCCAUCCCAAGUUUGCACAUAGACGAGAAGCGCCUGGAUGGCGUUAUGGUAGACGAGUACCCUCCCGAGUGGACUGCAACGCCACUUCCUACCAUCCAGUCCCUUUCGGAGCUCGAAGGACAAGGGGAUGAUCAGGUUAACGAAGUACCGUUGCCUUCAACCAGCAGGAUGGAAUACAGAUCACGUCCGCCGUCGCGCUUAGACAGCUUGAGUCAGAGGCAAGAACAACAACCACAGAUGGCCACCUGGGUGCCGCUUAGUCGUCGCUCCUCUACCGCGUCCGUUAAGGCCUUCUUCUCUCCUAUGUUGUUCGAUCCUUCUGCCCGUAUCGCAAGACCAUCUUCUCAGGUACGUCAACAUGUGGACCACGGGUUGCAUGACGUCUUCUCGGAACUUUGUACGGCGGCGCGCUCUCAGGCACAGCUACGGGAGGAGGAGCUUUUCCAAGUACGCAAAAGCCUUGGGACGGGGAUGACGCGUUCGAAUUCCGGACUAAGUAUCACUGGUGCUAUGACUCUUGCUGCGAGAAGGCGAUAUGACAGCGUGUUGAUUUCCCGACGCAAGGGAUCCAUCGACGGCAGCAUUGAACAGCCCAGUGACCCGGAAGCGAAUGCAAGGUCCUUGGCAAACUUUUCUGGAAAGGCCAAGUCUUUGGCGUCGCGGUGUCGCAAGAAAACCCUGCCCUCCAUGCCUUUGAGUGUCAUGUCGAAUCUGAGCAAGGUGGACUCGGAAGUUCAGUGUGAGUCUCCACUGACUCUGAGCCCUAGCACGCAGUUGGAGUCGCCCCUCGCCCAGUCUCACUGUUCAUCGACAGCUUCAUCGAAUGUGGGCUCCGCAUUGCCUAGUCCUAUUGACCAUAUUGUAUCACUUCCUCUUGAACUGGCCCCAGACACUACAAUCCGUCAAGGUAUUGUGCUGCCUUCUGGAGAGGACUUUAGACCCAAACGGGCGCGGUCGAUGGUGGAUAACGUGCGAUACUUCUUCCAGUCACGGCCUGUCUCUCCGUCAUCGUCCAGCAACCAUUCUCCCACACCACCCGUAACCGCUCCCCCCGAGGCUGAAGCAGAACCGCAGGCGGCCGUGCAAUGGUGGAGAAGAGGCUCGCUCCGACGUCGAGUGCAGAGUUCUCCUGACGUACCAGGCGAAGAAGCGCAGCCGGAUGACGCCAGCAACGCUUCAGAAAAUGGCCAUGGGACAUUUCUUGUGCACAUUCCCUCGAAGCCACUCAGGGAGCAGCCUCUACCGCCCUCUUCCUACCAUUCCCCCGGAGACCAGCGAAAUGCCCAGUCUCAUUCUCGGCGGGUAGAGUUUAACGACACCGUUCCGAGUCGGCGACGAUCGCUCUUUGCGCCGUCGACUCGCCAGCGGGAAUCUAGCCCGCGACAAGAAACUUUGGAGGCCCCCACUGCUAUGAGCCGCAAGUCGCUGCGAAACGUAUGGUUCUUCCAGCGCUCUAGUUCCUUCACCCCUUUAGACUCUAAGUAG